Paramecium pentaurelia is the source of this 2154-nucleotide messenger RNA. NCBI's taxonomy places the organism in Eukaryota, Ciliophora, Oligohymenophorea, Peniculida, Parameciidae. The record is from the annotation of a GenBank genome assembly.
GAUGUCAUAUAUCAAUAAAUUGCUUGUUGCUAAUAGAGGUGAAAUUGCUUGUAGAGUAAUGAGGACAGCCAAGAAAAUGGGUAUAAAAACUGUAGCUGUGUAUAGUGAUAUUGAUAAAAAUACUUUAUUUGUUGAGAUGGCUGAUGAAGCUUAUAAUAUUGGUCCUCCAUAAGCUUGUAAUAAUGAGUUUAUAUAUGUUAGUGCAAUCAUAUUUAAGGAGUGACAAAAUUAUUGAUGUUGCCUUAAGUACAAAGAGUCAAGCUAUUCAUCCAGGAUUUGGAUUUCUUUCAGAGAAUGCACAAUUUUCUGAAGAUUGUCAAAAAAAUGAUAUUGUAAUAAAUAUCUUUAAUCUCUUUCAAGAUAUUUGUUGGUCCAGGUGCUGAUGCAAUUAGAAAAAUGGGGUCUAAAAGUGAGUCAAAAAUUAUCAUGACAAAUGCAAAAGUGCCAGUUGUACCAGGAUAUCAUGGAGAAACAUAGGAUCCCAAUUUGUAAUUAUAUUUUUAAAGUGAUUAGUCUACUUCAAGAGGCUGAGAAAAUAGGAUUUCCAGUUUUAAUAAAGGCUGUUAUGGGUGGUGGAGGAAAAGGAAUGAGAAUAGUGAGAUAGAAGUCUGAAUUCUUAGAGGCUUUAGAAGGUGCAAAAAGAGAAGCAUUAAAGAGUUUCAAAGAUGAAAGAGUGCUUGUUGAAAAAUACAUUGAAAAGCCUAGACAUAUUGAAGUUUAGAUCUUUGGUGAUAAACAUAAUAAUUAUGUUCAUUUAUUUGAAAGGGAUUGUUCAAUAUAAAGAAGACAUUAAAAAGUAAUAGAAGAGGCACCAUCUGCUUUAGAUGAGAAUAUAAGAUAUGAUAUAGGAGAAGUAUGAUUUAAUUAAUUAAAUUAGAAAGCAAAAGAAGCUGCAAGAGCAGUUAAAUAUUCAAAUGCAGGAACUGUAGAAUUUAUAUUUGAUUUGGAUUCAAGUAAAUUCUAUUUUAUGGAAAUGAAUACAAGAUUAUAAGUAGAACAUCCAAUUACAGAAAUGAUUACAGGGGUUGAUUUAGUUGAAUGGUAACUUAGAGUUGCAAGUGGAGAACAUUUACCAUUAACUUAAGAAUAAAUUAAAAGAAAAGGUCAUUCUAUAGAAGCUCGUAUCUAUUCAGAGAGUCCAAAUAAUAAUUUUUUACCAGGGAGUGGCAAACUUGAUCAUUAUUCUGAACCAUAACCAUCUCAAACUGUUAGAAUUGAAACUGGUGUAAGAGAAGGUGAUACUAUUUCUAUCUUUUAUGAUCCUAUGAUUGCUAAGUUGGUUGUUUAUGGAGAAAAUAGAUAAAUGGCUAUCUAAACUCUUUUAAAUGCUUUAUAAAAUUAUUAAGUAAUGUUUUAUAUUAUUAUUUUAGAUUCAAGGUUUACCUAAUAAUAUAUCAUUUUUAAAAACUGUUCUCUAACAUCCAGAAUAUGUAAAUUAAUAAUAUGAUACCUCCUUCAUUGCUAAAAAUUAAGAUAAUUUAUUAAAAUUAAAAGACAAUUAUAAUCCUAUUGAUAUUGCUCUAGCUAUUGCUGGUAGACAUUUUCUAAAUUCAGUUCAGUUGCCAAAAUCACUAUUAAAUUUUAGAAAUGGCGCUUAAAUUAAUAAUAAAUUAACUUUAAAUAUUUAAAGUGCUUCUUAUGCAAAUUAAAAGGAAAUUAAAAUUACUCAUAACAUAAAUGGAAAUAAUCAUGAAUUAGAAAUUGAAGGAUCUAAGAUUAUAGUACAAAAAGUAACUAAAAGUAAUGAACAUAACAAUUUAUUAAUUUUUGAAACUAAUCAAGGCAUUUUUAUUAGAACAAUUAGAAAUAAAGAAAACAUAUUGAUUUUUGAUGCUGAAGGAGAUCCUAUCACAAUUACUGUAUCUUCUGAUGAAGUUAAGAAGGUCAAAUAGGAUCAACAUGGACAUGGUAAUAAUAAAGAGAUUGUUGCUCCUAUGCCUUGUACUUUGACUAAAGUUAAUGUAACAGUUGGAUAAAAAGUAAAAAGAGGUAUUGACUUUUACAUUAUUAUUAUAGGUGAUAUUUUAAUUAUCAUGGAAGCUAUGAAGAUGGAACACACAAUUAAGGCUGCUAUAGAUGGUGAAGUUAAAGAAAUAAGAUACAAGGAAGGUUAAUUUAUUGAACCAGGAGCUAUGAUUGUUAAAUUAGAAUGAU